AUGUCGUAUAUGUUAGCACAUUUGCACAAUGGCUGGCAGGUGGACCAAGCCAUACUCUCCGAAGAGGAUCGAGUCGUGGUCAUACGAUUCGGACACGAUUGGGACCCGACCUGUAUGAAGAUGGACGAGGUGCUGUACAACAUAGCGGAGAAGGUGAAAAACUUUGCCGUAAUAUACCUGGUCGACAUAACGGAGGUGCCCGAUUUCAACAAGAUGUACGAAUUGUACGAUCCCUGUACGGUGAUGUUCUUCUUCCGCAACAAACACAUCAUGAUCGAUCUGGGGACGGGUAAUAAUAACAAAAUUAACUGGCCGCUUGAGGAUAAGCAGGAGAUGAUCGAUAUCGUCGAGACGGUUUACCGAGGGGCCCGUAAGGGACGUGGUUUAGUGGUGUCACCGAAGGAUUACUCUACGAAAUAUCGCUACUAG
Messenger RNA from Anopheles marshallii, 429 nucleotides. It is a transcript of the gene Dim1, whose product is annotated as thioredoxin-like protein 4A. Gene Ontology annotation, cellular component: U4/U6 x U5 tri-snRNP complex; U5 snRNP; spliceosomal complex. Gene Ontology annotation, biological process: mRNA splicing, via spliceosome. NCBI's taxonomy places the organism in Eukaryota, Metazoa, Arthropoda, Insecta, Diptera, Culicidae. The transcript is spliced from 2 exons. The record is from RefSeq and is a predicted model, not a curated record. Bases 1 to 429 code for a protein of 142 amino acids.